AAUUUGCUCAUACAACCAGCAUCAUGGAAGGCGAAAUAACAAUAGUGUCCAACCCCACGGUGAACGUACGCUUAACGAACACCAUCUCAUCCUUUGAGUCGAUGCGCAGGUUCAAUAGAGGGAUCACUAUAGCAGAACUUAAGGGAAAAUUGGAGAUGAUUGUGGGAGCAUCUCCCUCCAGCAUGGAGCUGGAGUUGUUCAGUGUCUCUGACAUAUUCCUGCAGAAGAUGGACGACAAUGAAGCUCUGUUGGGUUCCUAUCCUGUAGAUGAUAACUGCAAAAUACAUGUUAUUGAUAAAAGUGGUCAAAUUAGCGAGUUCACUGAUGUUUCCAAAGUGGAGAAGUUUGAACUCCCAGAUGACGCCUAUGAGAAGAGAACAGAUUCAGCAAGGUCAUUCAUGAAGAAACAUGGUGUCGGUCAGUUCAAUGAGGAAGAAAAGGCCAAGAAGAGAGCUGAGAAUGCUGCUCGGAGGGAGGAAGAGAAGGCUGCUGCUGAUGCUCUCUCUGUUGGUAGUAGAUGUAAGGUGCAGGUGCCUGAGCAACCCACGAAGCUUGGCACAGUCAUGUAUGUUGGUACAACAGAUUUUAAACCAGGCUACUGGGUUGGUGUAAAGUACGAUGAACCGCUGGGAAAGCACGAUGGAAGUGUUGCCGGGAAGAGAUACUUUGAAUGCGAGAACAAAUAUGGUGGAUUUGUAAAGCCCUUCAGUGUGACUGUGGGAGACUUUCCUGAGGAGACUUACGAUUUAGAUGAAAUGUAGGACUGUACUGUGACAAAAUGGGAUUUUUUUUUUUCACCCUGAAAUUUGAGCUUCAUGACCAACCAGAGAUUGUCAUGGUAAUUGUUUGGUUCUACUCUCAAGGGUAUAACCUACUGAUCAGUCACACGGUCUUUUGGUUUAAGUUCCCUCUCAUUAACGCUGAGGACACCUGGUGGAUGUCAAUGUCCGGUUUUUACAUCUCAGUGUGAUGAACACAACAGUAAUAGUUUAGGAUAUUUACACUAACGAGGUUUGAUAAAGGAGGGGAUUAGUUGCAUGUAAGGCUUCAUAAUAACGGUUACAUGUGGUUUGUCUUAUGUACUUCUGUUUCAUUUAGUUUACUUGCUCUAUCCAUAGUUGUUGCUCCCAUGCAUUCUCACUCUAUACUAAUAUAUAUAUAUAUAUAUAUAUAUAUAUAUAUAUAUAUAUAUAAUUAUCUCAGAUUAUUGAAUAAAACUGUAUUGUUGACUAGUUUAAGGAUGUACGAGUUAGUGGUGAAUAAAAAAAAGCCUCCUAAAUUUCUUUUAAAACUGAAAACAAAAUGCUAGUUGCCUUGUAUCCCAGACACACAUGAUCUCACAUAAAUAUUUAUUUCGGUGAAGCUGGACAACAUUUUUCUAAUCAAUGAUUGAAGUCACGGCUCAAUAGUCAAACUUAUUCCACCAUAUUUAGCUACAAAGUAGAAGAAGAAAUACCUAGAGUUGCCUCAAUGGUCCACAGUGCAACAAAGCUGUUAGGAGAUAUAUCAGUAUAAAAUUCAGGAAUUGGAACAUGAAAGUAGGCAAUAUUUCAUCUUUUUGUGCUUUUACUGUGUGGAACCAAAUUUCUCUCUGACUGAAUUCUUGUUAAAAAUUAAAUUGUUUGCAGAAUGUGUCCUGCUUAAAUUAAUCUUUUUGAAAUAAUUGGAACUCAGUCUGACAAAUAUUACACUUAAAUGUGAUUGAGAAAAUCUAGUCAAUGUCCUCAAUAUUCAUUUAGCUCUGAUUCAUUUAUGUGCAGUGAAUUGAAAUACACCUGUAAAAAUAAUGCUGGUACAUUUUCUAAAAUGUUGUAAAUUUGAAUGCCAAAUUCCCACAAGUCCUUUGAAGUUAAUCAACCCAUCAGUUAAUAUUACACAAGAUGUUUGUUUGAAACAGGUGAGCUAUUUUAAGUUCCUUCAUGAUUUUUUGUGUCCCAUAGUUUUUUGACCUUCCUUCCUUUGUUUAUCAUAUAGCAUUUGUUGAUCUGGCGGUGGGCUUGAGUAAUGUUCAUGUGGCUUAAGCACACCUGUUUAUAUCAAUGAUUGUGUCUAAAAUGUUUUUGCAAUGUAGCAUUUGUAUAUUUUGAUUAAAGAACAGAUUGCUUGUUUUGAAUAUUUCUUUGCUAGCCAAUCUUUUUUUUUAAAGACGUUUUUUUCUUCUUGAAGGUGCCAAAGGGUAAUGCAUAUUAAUAAAAUGAUUUGCCAGUA
Molecule: messenger RNA, 2208 nt
Organism: Gasterosteus aculeatus aculeatus (three-spined stickleback)
Lineage: Eukaryota; Metazoa; Chordata; Actinopteri; Perciformes; Gasterosteidae
Source: RefSeq, a predicted model, not a curated record